Messenger RNA from Pomacea canaliculata, 1252 nucleotides. RefSeq names its product acyl-CoA-binding domain-containing protein 6-like. Bases 29 to 820 code for a protein of 263 amino acids. The transcript has 7 exons. NCBI's taxonomy places the organism in Eukaryota, Metazoa, Mollusca, Gastropoda, Architaenioglossa, Ampullariidae. Gene Ontology annotation, molecular function: protein binding; fatty-acyl-CoA binding. The record is from RefSeq and is a predicted model, not a curated record.
CAAGACUGUUUGUGGUUGUUGUUUAAAGAUGGAGGAUAGCAUGGAUGAUGUGAAUGACAUAGAUUCCAUUGAAGAUGUUUUUAAGUCAGCUGCUAACUAUGUCCGACAGAUAGGCAGCAGGAUUGGUGCAGAAAAACUUCUGUACUUUUAUGCUAGAUACAAGCAGGUCAGUAAUGGCUUAUGCACCACUCCUAAACCUGGAUUGCUUGACUUUCAAGGGAGACAAAAGUGGGAUGCUUGGAAGAAACUAGGAGAUAUGACCAAGAUACAGGCAAUGAGGGAAUACAUAUCACUUCUGGACAACACUGAACCAGGAUGGCGGAGCAAAUUCUUAUGUGCAGGUGAUGAUAUUAGUAAUGACUAUCAAAGCAAGAAAAGCAACCAAAAAAGUGGAAUGGGGAUCUUUGUCAGCACGAUGCAGUCUGCUGAUGAGGAGCUCAGUGACCAGCAGAAAACCAUUUUCCACUGGUGCCAGGAGGGCAAUGUUAGCAAAGUGAAGGCCAUGCUGAACUCUACAGGGCACCAAAUCAAUCAACUGGACAGCGAGGGUAUGGGGCUUCUUCAUUGGGCAAGUGACCGUGGGUUAGAAGACAUGGUCACUCUACUGCUUGAAAAUGGAGCUGAUGUCAAUCUUCAGGAUUGUGAUGGGCAGACUGCCAUGCACUAUGCUGUGUCAUGUGAACAUGAAAACAUUGUGCGGGUCCUGGUGUCUUGGAAAGCAGACUUCAAAAUUAGAGAUACUGAUGGAAACUCAGCGCUGGAUAUUGCUAGUAGUGACAUGAAAGUACUGUUUGAUAGUCUUGGUGUUAACAUGGGUUAAUAUGCAAUUUAUUUGUUUCUUUUAGAAUUUUUUUGAAAUGUUUUAAUCUUUUUUUGGUGUUUUGUAGGGAAGAAAAUAGAGAAAAGCUGCUCUACAGGUGACAGAUGUGGCUUUUUAAAUAUACGUUUAAGGACUUGCAAAGAACUGGGGUAAAGAUUGAUUUUGUUAAGCAAUUGUAGAUUUUUGGAGAGAAAAUGCAGAUUUUAACAUCAGUUUCAGUGAUCAUGUGUGUAUGUGUGUGCACAGAUUGUGCACAUGUGUCUGCGGAUGUCAGCAUGAAAGUGUGUGUGUAUACAACAUACAUGUGCUUAUUAUAAGUGGUGUCAAUCACUUGCAUGAAUCUCUGUGCACUCUUUAUGCAAAGAGUUUCGAGAUAAAUAUCGCAUGUUUGUGAUGGAAAUCACUAAAAAAAAAUAAAGUCGUGUAUAUGUA